Parastagonospora nodorum SN15 is the source of this 654-nucleotide messenger RNA. RefSeq lists its product as hypothetical. Bases 1 to 654 code for a protein of 217 amino acids. The record is from RefSeq and is a predicted model, not a curated record. The transcript has a single exon. NCBI's taxonomy places the organism in Eukaryota, Fungi, Ascomycota, Dothideomycetes, Pleosporales, Phaeosphaeriaceae.
AUGCUCGCUCUACUCGCCACCCUCCUCAGCCUCCUCCCACUCUCCCACAGCCACCCCACAACCACCGAUGGCAUAGGCCCCGAGGAAACAUGGACCAUCCCGCGUCUCGACAUGCACAUGAUGUCCAGCAACACCGGGCUACCAGGCAACACCUGGCCACCCUCUGCGCACUUCAACUCCACCAUAUCCUUCGACGUCACCAUGCCCGUGCACAACCUAACAUUCCCCUCCAACCCCUCCAACAACAUCACCACAACCUGCACCGCCUCCUUCGCCAACGGCACGCUCCCCUCCGGCCGCAACUUCUGCAACCCUCCCGGUCCGACGGAAAUCCUCUGGUUUGAAAUGAGCACCAUUGACGGCCUGGGUCCACGCCGCCCGGAGUUGGCGUUUAGUUUGCAUUUUCAUGGCGCGCUGGAGUGGGAUGGGGGUCGGGUCGCUAUGACGUGGUUCGAUGGGUAUCGCCAUAUCACGGCGAAUAAUGCGAGUGAGGAGAGUGGGUUUUUGACGUGUCUUGAGGGCAGGCCGUUGGAUGGGUUGAGAUGUGGGAUUGGGAGUUAUUUGAGUAGGAGGGAGGCUUUGACGGUGAAUGUUGUGAGAAUUGGGGGGCCGCCGAUGAAUGGGACGGUUGGGGGUGAGGGGCGAAGCCAGUGA